UUGGACCGUUCGCAGUACCUCUCCAAUGAUAUAAGCACGACUUCUUCUGGUCAGACAUAUCUGUCGCCUACCGCUAUGUCUCCCACCCAGCUGCAAACCGGCGCGCCUCUUUCCCAGACCCUGCCGCCGUUAUGGCCUCCCACUUCGGCAAUGCAAAACAUCUACGGCAGCCAUCCGCACACACCGCGGACUCCGGGCACCCCAAACACGCCCUGUUCCGCUUCCAACCUGCCUAGCUACCAGCAGCAGACAUCACAGCCUGCCAACUGCGCCGGUCUCUACUUAAUGCCUAAGAGUCAAUACCCGCCUCCUCAGGCCUAUGGAACUUCUGCGCCCAUGAUGCCCCAGGCGACAACCGCCGCAUCGCACCCUCAGCCGAUCGCUCCCGCUCCCGCCGGUGGUCCAGGGCCUCCUGUGCUUCGUCCCAUGCCUCCCGGCGGCAUUAUAUCCCAGCCUGGCGUCUCCUCGCCCUGCGGCCCCAGCUCCCUCAUGCAGCCUACCCACGUCAUAGGCUCCCCGGGACGACGCGGCAUUCUGCCCAGUGCUCCUAGCCGGCCUGCUGCUCCUACUGCUGGCACCGGUGGAACCAGGAACACAGACAUGCCUAUGAAGGACGCUAACGGCAGAUUCCCUUGCCCUCACUGUACUAAGACAUAUCUCCACGCCAAGCACCUCAAGCGCCACCUUCUGCGACACACUGGCGACCGUCCCUACAUGUGUGUCCUUUGCCGCGAUACGUUUUCUCGAAGUAAUAUCCUAAAGCGCCACUUCCAGAAGUAUUCUAUCCGCCGUGGAAACCCCACUGGAGCUAGUCACUUACUCGCCCACGAGGGAGACCUAAACCAUCUCAAUGGCCUAAACAACCUGCCCGGAGACAACAUGGUCCACCCUUUUAGCAUGGUCCCCGUCUCGGACGGCAUAAACAACAUGGCCCAGGACCAGAGCCAGCUCUCUCGAUCCAGCUCGCUCGGCCGCCUUGACAACAGUAACAACGCUGACAGACGCAACAUGAACGGUCAAGUUAUGGGUGCUUCCCAGCCCUACGGCACCGACCCGAACACGAUAAACAACCAGCAGAUGCCUGGCUACAGUAUGCCUCCAGGUCAGAAUGGAAUGCCCAUGUACGGUGGCUCAAACACAAACCAACAAUCUGGCCUUAACUAG
This is a messenger RNA of Fusarium keratoplasticum, 1164 nucleotides long. RefSeq lists its product as uncharacterized. Lineage: Eukaryota; Fungi; Ascomycota; Sordariomycetes; Hypocreales; Nectriaceae. The transcript is spliced from 3 exons. Gene Ontology annotation, molecular function: DNA-binding transcription factor activity, RNA polymerase II-specific; RNA polymerase II cis-regulatory region sequence-specific DNA binding. Gene Ontology annotation, biological process: regulation of transcription by RNA polymerase II. The record is from RefSeq and is a predicted model, not a curated record. Gene Ontology annotation, cellular component: chromatin.